Amblyraja radiata (thorny skate) is the source of this 918-nucleotide messenger RNA. RefSeq names its product pleckstrin homology-like domain, family A, member 1 (gene phlda1). Gene Ontology annotation, biological process: positive regulation of apoptotic process. The record is from RefSeq and is a predicted model, not a curated record. Gene Ontology annotation, molecular function: phosphatidylinositol phosphate binding. Lineage: Eukaryota; Metazoa; Chordata; Chondrichthyes; Rajiformes; Rajidae. The coding region runs from base 145 to 576 and encodes 143 amino acids. The transcript has 2 exons.
GAUAGGAGGGGAGAGGGGCUCUGAAAUCCAGGCUGCAAGCAGGAAGAAGGAAGCACUGGCUGCUGAGAUCUUGCUCCACAAGAUCAAGAACUUGUCUCUCUCGCUCUCUCUCCCUCUCAAGCACCCAGCAGAGGGCCAGGCAGCAUGCAGGAGGGGAGUGGGGAGGUGAUGAAGGAAGGGGUGUUACAGAAGAGGAGCGAGGGUCUGCUGCAACUGUGGAAGAAGAAACAUUGUGUCCUGACCGAUGAAGGUCUCUUUCUGCUGCGUCCCAGGAAAUACCUGGAGCUGUCCCAACACCAGACAGAAGCCAGCGGCAACGGGGCCAAGCAGCUCCGCUUCGACGACAUGAAGACGGUGGACAGCGUGGAGAGGAAGGGGAAGUAUGUGUAUUUCACGGUGGUGAUGACGGACAGGAGGGAGCUGGACUUUAGGUGCCCGCAGGACGCUGGCUGGAACGCCCUGAUCACCCUGGGCAUGGUGCAGUAUCAGAACCGGCGGGCCAUGGAAGCGGUGCAGAGCAGCCGGCAGAAGCUGGCACAACGGGGCAUCGGUGUGGGCAUCUACAACGCGGCGUGAAACUGCCCUGCAGUAACCCCUUGUAGAGGUUCGAGAAUGAGGGUACGCAUAGUGGAAUCUAGCACACAGGAAUGGAAAAUGGAAAUGCAAAAAACUCUGUCCAUUGCAGAUAUCAGAUUAGCUUAUUAGACGCUGGAAUGGUUUAAGCUGUAAACCCAGCAGACUGAAUCGCCAAGAAACAUUCAAUCAAUAUUCUCCAGGACGAAGCAUUUAAUGAAUUCCAUUACUGGGCAGCUUCACGUGGAUGUUUUAACAUUAUUUAUAGCAGACUGUGUUUCUUUACAAAUGCCGGACGGGCCAUUGAUACGCAGUAUGUAAUUAUAAAUUAUUGACUUUUGUUUU